UUUGGUUGUAUUAAGAUUCUGAUAGUUACAAUACCUAAUGUAAUCUUAUAGCAAAUAAAGAUGCAGCCCGAAAAUGUAAUUUUAGUCGUGUUUUUGAGUUGUGUCGUGCUUCCCUUUUCAACACCCCAAAAAGAUCUUGGCUUAUGCUCACAGGUUUACCUCAUGCAUCAUUAUUGCACGAGUCAACAAAUCGGCAAUAUUGCUAAGGAGAAUUUAGGGAGCAGUCGUAGCGAGGUUCGAGUGGGUAAAGCAGGGCCUCCUGGACCGCCAGGGCCGCGAGGAGAAGCAGCAGUGAUAAACUACACAAAUAUAUUUGCUAAAAUGGAACAGAAGUUCAAUGAUCUCAAAUUGGAGUUUGAUGAAAAAUCAUUGAUGUAUGACGAGAUGGCUGAGCAAACAAAGAGGAAUCAGAUUUUAAUUGAUGAACUUCAAAAAAAUAUCAUUCAACUAACAAUCGUGGAUUGCCAAACCGUGAAGCCUGAAUACGCAAAAUCAACUGAUAAAAAAGGAGGGGUGUACGAUAUUUUCAGAAAUAACAAACGUUACGAAGUAUAUUGCGAUCUUACUACGGAUGAUGGAGGAUGGAUCGUGUUUCAGCGUCGUCAAGAUGGUUCGGAAAAUUUUUAUAGAAAAUGGAAUGACUACGCUAAGGGAUUUGGAAACAAAACAGGCGAAUUUUGGUUAGGUCUAGACGCUUUGCAUGCAUUGACACUUGAAGGAGAAUACGAAUUGCGAAUUGAUCUUUUGGAUAAAGAAGGUAACACAGCAUACGCCAAAUACAGCACAUUUUCCAUCGGAGCUAUAUCUACCAAUUACGUGUUGAAUGUAGGAGGUUACAGUGGGACUGCUGGUGAUGCUAUGGCGUAUCAGAAUGGAAUGCCGUUUUCAACACGAGAUCAAGAUAACGACAAAUGGAGUUUGCAUUGCGCAGAUUUCACAAGAGGAGGAUGGUGGUUUAAUGGCUGUAUGCAUUCUCAUUUAAAUGGAAACUACGACGGAGAAGGCAAUACACAGGCCGGUUCUGCUGGGUUGUACUGGGAGUAUUGGAAAGGCUCUGGUUAUUCCCUUGGAGGUUCUACAAUGAUGUUUCGUAAGAAGUAGUUUCUAUAAUCAGCGAUCGAAGCAGCUGGAAAUGGAAAAGUCAAUUUUAUUAAAUUUUCAUUAGUAUAUGUAAUAAGCAGACUUAUGUAUAUCUUUAUCGCUUAUAUGUAUAGUAAAUGUAAUCAGUCAAGUUUCUGUUUAAUGCAUUAAAUAGGAGU
This is a messenger RNA of Styela clava, 1259 nucleotides long. Its product is annotated as microfibril-associated glycoprotein 4-like. The record is from RefSeq and is a predicted model, not a curated record. NCBI's taxonomy places the organism in Eukaryota, Metazoa, Chordata, Ascidiacea, Stolidobranchia, Styelidae.